AAACUAACUCCAAACUCCAUCGUCACCAUUUCAUCAGUGUCCCGUUUUCACUGCUUCACAUCUAUCAGACAGCAGGUUCCGUCUCUCUCAAAUUUGUGCCAAUGAGACGUCAGGCCUAGCUUAUCCAGCAUAUAAUUUGUACCGAAUUCGGUCGAAAUGCCUCCGCACGACCUAGGAGGUCCUAUUGGAGGAAACGUUCCGUCUUCCGGUGCACCGCAUGAGCCUAAACACCCGAUAUACAACAUAGUUCCCACUGAUCCCGAUCACUGGCCACCCGCGAAAGAUGGCCAUCCGAACCCUCUGGCUCCCGAGGUGCGAGCUGCGGUGGGGGCCCUUCGAGCGGUCGGUGCGAGCUUGGGAUGGCCAGACGACCGAGGCAAUCCGCCGACAGACGUCUUGGACUGCCUUCAGAAUGUCUUCAGCUUCCAGUCUGGCAGCGUCACCAACCAGAGAGAGCAUCUGGUUCUCCUGUUGGCCAACAACCAGAUGCGGAUUCGACCGUUGGACCCCCGUGAAGCGGAGCCUCGGCUGGACCCAAACGUGAUCACGCUGGUGUGCGACCAGCUGCUGAGCAACUACAAGUCCUGGUGCAAAUACGUGGGCAAGAAGGCCAACAUCAUUGAUGACUCUGCUCUAGUUGGUCGCAAGAGGACCCCUCCCCCUACAGGCAGCACCGACAUAGUCUACUGCUCCCUCUUCCUGCUCAUAUGGGGCGAGGCAGCCAACGUCCGCUUUCUUCCAGAGUGCAUCUGCUACAUCUUCCACCAUCUCGCCACAGAGGCCAACGAGCUCAUGAGCCAGUCCGCCAGGUCUCUCGCAUGCGACCGCAGCAUUCCCAGCCAGCCGUACGGGUUCCUGGAUACUGUCGUACAGCCGCUCUAUGAUGCCAUCAAAGGGGAAGCGGACAGCAAUGUGGGCGGCAAGCUGCCGCACGCGCGGUGGCGCAACUACGACGACUUUAACGAGUUCUUCUGGUCGCCGCGCUGCUUCGACCACCUCUCCUGGCCGCCCAACCGAUCUGCCGUCUUCUUCAUCCCGCCGAACAAGACGGGCCACGAGGGUGGCAAGAUGGGCUUUGUGGAGCAGCGCACCAUGCUCAACAUGUUCCGCAGCUUCGACCGCGUCUGGAUCCUCCUCAUCUUCGCCUUCCAGCUCAUGUUAAUCACGGCAUGGAAGGCGGAGGGCAACAACCCGUUCACAUACCUGGCGAACAACAAGGACGCUGUGGCUCUGCUGCUCACCUGCUUCAUCACAUGGGCUGGCAUCGACCUCAUGCUUGCCCUAUCGGACAUGGUGCUGCAGUGGCGGCUCAUCCGCCCCUCCAACAUGCGCUUCAACGUCCGCCUGCUGCUGCGCCUCCUCGUUGCCAUCGCCUGGUGCAUCGCCUUCACCACGCUCUACCUCAUGAUGUGGAAUGCGCGCAAGGCAGCCACGUAUUGGUCCCCUGCGGCCAACACGGCGCUGUACACCUACCUCAUAGCAGCCCUUGUCUUCAUGACCCCGCAUCUGCUCGGCCUCCUCCUCUUCCUCACUCCCGAGCUCAGCCGCCGCGUCGAGGCCUCCAGCUCCUCCUUCAUCCGCAUGCUGGUCACAUGCCUCGAGGAUGACAACUUUGUGGGCAGGGGAAUGCGUGAAGACACAUGGGACUCCAUCAAGUACUCUACCUUCUGGCUCCUCCUCCUCGCAGGGAAAUUCGCCUUUAGCUACUUCCUCCUGAUCCGGCCUCUGGUGGAGCCCACCAAGGCGCUGCUCAACACAACUAUCCACUACACGUGGCCGGAGCUCUACAAGUCAGGCAACUACUUCGCUGUCUUCUGGCUCUGGGCACCAGUUGGUGUGAUCUACAUCAUGGAUCUGCAGAUAUUCUACGCCAUCUUCUCAUCUGUUGUCGGCUAUAUCAUGGGCGUCUUUGCUCAUAUCGGAGAGGUGAGCCACGUGAAGCUGCUCACGCUGCGCUUCCGCUUUCUCCCCCGAGCCAUGCACCUCAACCUGCUGCCGCCCUCUGCCAACGCUCACCGCCGCAGCGGCAUGCGCAGCGCCAUGGCGCGCAUGUGGAACCGAAUGGCCAUGACGUACGGGCUCGUCUCGCCCGACACAUGGGAGACGGACGAGAGGUGGGUGGUGCUGUGGAACAGCGUGAUCGAGAGCUUCAGAGAGGAGGACCUCCUGGCAGACAGCGAGCUCAACCUUCUCUCCAUCCCGGAGGCCUACACCACUGCCACUAUCUCUCGCUGGCCCAUUGUGCUUCUGGCAGAUCAGGUGGUGAAGGCCACUACCAUCGCUGGCAGGUGGAAGGGGUCGUCUUCCUCCCUGUGGCGCCGCCUCUGCUCGUCCGAAUUCUGCCGCUGUGCCGUGCUGGAGACGUUCGCCCUCUUCCGCCUGCUGCUCGACCACCUCAUCGUCGCCGGCACACCCGAGCACCGCAUGAUGCAGCAGCUGCUGGCGGAGAUCGACGGCGCUGCCAGCGGGGCGGCAGGGGAGGCGCACACUGAUAGGGAUUUCGUGGACGAUUUCCAUCUGGAGAAGCUGCCAGCCGUGCAGGCGAAGCUGGUAGCUCUCACCACGUUUCUGCUGAAAGGGCCCACCGAGAAUGACCUUCCCAAGGCGAUCAUGUUGGUGCAGAAUCUUCACGAAGUAGCCGUGCGUGACUUCUGGAGCGCCAGCAACUACUCUCUCCUGCUGGCCAAGGGCGUCAUCCCACGCUCCUCCUCCUCCGCCUCGCCGCUCUACGUGGGCGCCAUCCGCCUGCCUGACCCCUCCGACCUCGCCUUCUUCGCACCACUGCAGCGCCUGCACUCGCUGCUCACGUGCCAGAACGCCAUGGCCACCAUCCCGGCGAACCCCGAGGCGAGGAGGCGGGUGACCUUCUUCUGCAACUCACUGUUCAUGGCCAUGCCGCCCGCACCCACGGUGCAGCGCAUGCGGUCCUUCUGUGUGAUGACGCCGUACUAUAAUGAGUCCGUCAUGUAUUCGCCUGAGGAGAUUAGACGGCCCAAUGAAGACGGCAUCUCGCUGCUCUUCUACCUGCAGAACAUCUUCCCAGACGAGUGGAAGAACCUGGAGGAGCGGCUGGGGGUGCGCGGCAGGGAGGUGUGGGAGUUUGACGACGGGGCUGAGGUGUGCCGUUGGGCAUCCUACCGCGGCCAGACCCUCGCUCGCACCGUGCGCGGCAUCAUGUACUACCACAGGGCUCUCGACCUGCUCUCCUACUUUGACACGGACCCAGACGCCCCCCCCGCCCAAGGCCAGGAGCUUCGCCCCAAGCCCCACGCCGCCCCUGCCCCUCCUGCUGAGGAGGCAUCCGCUGCUGCCGCUGCGGCUGCUGCCGUCGCCUCUGCGUUUGGCUCCAGCGGCAGGAUGUCAGGCGGUGCAAGCUGGGAAUCCCAGGCGUCGAUCGAGCAGAUGAAGGAGCAGAUCUCCCAGCACCUGGGGCAGCAGCAGGAGUACGACCCGCAGUUCCCCCUGGCAGACGUCAAGUUCACGUACGUCGUCGCGUGCCAGAUCUACGGGGAGCACAAGCGGAAAAACGACCCGAAAGCGCGGCACGUUUUGGAGCUCAUGCAGGAGAAUCCGGCACUCAGAAUCGCCUAUGUGGACGAGCAGCCGCCCGCGCCGGGAUCGGGUGGUGGGACUAGAUACUACUCGGUCCUGGUGAAGUGGGACCACUGGAAUCAGCGGGAGGUGGAGAUCUUUCGCGUGCGGUUACCGGGCCCGAUCAAGGUCGGGGAGGGCAAGCCGGAGAACCAGAACCAUGCCAUCAUCUUCACGCGGGGGGACGCGCUGCAGACGAUUGACAUGAACCAGGACAGCUAUCUGGAGGAGGCGCUGAAGAUAAGGAACUUCUUGGAGGAGUUUUCGGAGCCGAGGAGGCGGAUUCUGGGGAUGCGGGAGCAUGUGUUCACGGGGAGUGUGUCGUCGCUGGCGGCGUUUAUGUCGGCGCAGGAGACGGCGUUUGUCACCAUCGGCCAACGCGUGCUCUACAACCCGCUCAAGGUGCGCAUGCACUAUGGCCAUCCGGACGUUUUUGACCGCGUGUGGUCGCUGGCGCGGGGAGGCAUUAGCAAGGCGUCGCGGGUGAUCAACAUCAGCGAGGACAUCUUCGCAGGGUUCAACACCACGCUCAGACGAGGGGCCAUCUCGCACCACGAGUACAUGCAGGUGGGCAAGGGCAGGGACGUGGGGCUGAACCAGAUCUCUCUCUUCGAGGCCAAGGUGGCGAGUGGCAACGGCGAGCAGCUGCUGUCGCGCGACGUGUACCGCCUGGGCCACGGGCUGGACAUCUUCCGCCUGCUGUCCUUCUACACCACGUCCAUCGGCUUCUUCUUCAGCACUGCUUUAACUGCCAUGGCUGUCUACGCCUUCCUCUGGGGGAGGUGCUACCUGGUGCUGUCUGGCGUGGAGGCCACGAUCGCUUCCUCGGACAGCCAGGCGCUUUCUGCUGCCAUCAACCAGCAGUUUCUUGUGCAGAUCGGGCUGUUCACGUCGCUGCCGAUGCUGAUGGAGCUGAUUCUGGAGAAGGGCACGGGGGCAGCCAUCUGGGAGUUCCUCAUCAUGCACGUGCAGCUCUGCUUCGCCUUCUUCACCUUCUCCCUCGGCACCAGAGCGCACUACUUCCUGCGCACACUCAUGCACGGCGGCGCCAAGUACCGAGCCACGGGGCGUGGCUUCGUGGUGAAGCACGAGGCGUUUUCGGAGAACUACCGCCUGUAUUCUCGCAGCCACUUCAACAAGGCGGUGGAGCUGCUGCUGUGCCUCGUGAUCUACAUGCUCUACUCCUCCCUCUCCGCCUCCACCGCCUACUGGCUGCUCUCCCUCUCCGCGUGGAUCCUUGUGCUCUCCUGGCUGCUCGCCCCCUUCGCCUUCAACCCCCUGGGCUUCGACUGGCUCAAGUGCUGCGACGACUGGGAGGAGUGGACAGGGUGGCUGUGGACCAAGGGGGGCAAGGGCGUGACAGAGAAGCAGGCGUGGGUGGUGUGGUGGGACGAGGAGAGGUCGCAUCUGAAGACCACGGGGUGGGGUGGGUGGAUUGUGGAGACGCUGCUGGCGCUGAGAUGGUUCUUCUUCCAGUAUGCGCUCGUGUACCGGCUGGACGUAGCCAACGCAAGCACGAGCAUCAUUGUGUACGUCUUCUCGUGGCUCUUCAUCGCCGCCAUGGGCCUCUUCUGGAUCUCCCUCACGCUCUGCGACCAAUACCUCUCCAUCCGCUCGCACCGCAUGUACCGCGCCGUCAAAGUCACCAUCAGCCUCGUCUUCCUCGCCGCCCUCAUCACUGCCCUUUCCUUCACAAGCCUGUCCAUUUCAGAUGUCUUCUUGCUUCCUCUAGUCUUCCUCCCCACUGGGUGGGGGUUCCUGCAGUUGUCACUCGUGGUGGCUGGAGCAUUCCCAAUGGUCGAGACAUGGUGGACGUGGGGCCUUGUGAAGAGCUUCGCGAGGACGUACGAGUUUAUUAUCGGGGUGAUUGUGUUUUUGCCCAUGGCGGUGCUGUCGUGGCUCCCUGGAGUUCAAGACAUGCAGACGAGAGUGUUGUUCAACCAAGCAUUCAGCCGAGGGCUACAGAUCACACGCCUUGUUAUGGGUGCACAUCCUAAUGCAGGUUAUUAGUACUUCCCAGGCUUGUAAGGAGGUAAUGGAUGGAUUCGAUGUGGUGUAUCUGCUCGCAUCUUGUGGGUAAGGGACAACUAUUGGAGGUGCAUGUAAGAAGAGACUUCAAAAAGUAUUUAGUAUAUCAAAUAGAUCGAAGACAUAAACCGCUUCGUGUAAGCCAUUAAUGCAUUUCUGCGUGUAUUGUAGAAACCUAGAAACCUUAUGAUUGGCUGCCGAGUAC
Messenger RNA from Closterium sp. NIES-67, 5824 nucleotides. Lineage: Eukaryota; Viridiplantae; Streptophyta; Zygnematophyceae; Desmidiales; Closteriaceae. The record is from the annotation of a GenBank genome assembly.